This is a messenger RNA of Symbiodinium sp. CCMP2456, 1982 nucleotides long. The record is from the annotation of a GenBank genome assembly. NCBI's taxonomy places the organism in Eukaryota, Dinophyceae, Suessiales, Symbiodiniaceae.
GCAUUCACGCUGGUGGAACUGCUGGUGGUGAUCGCCAUCAUCGGCAUCCUCGUCGCCCUGCUGCUCCCAGCCGUGCAAGCCGCGCGCGAGGCGGCCCGGCGAGCCCAGUGCACCAACCAGCUCAAGCAAGUGGCCUUGGCGUGGCAACUGCACCACGACACCCAUGGAUUUCUGCCCUCGGCAGGGUGGGGUUAUCUGUGGACCGGCGACCCCGAUAAAGGGUUCGGCGCCUCGCAACCGGGGAGUUGGGCGUACAGCAGCCUCCCUUUCAUGGAAGAGUCCGCACUGCACGACAUCGGCGCGGGGCUGACGGGCGCAGCGAAGAUGGAGGCGCUUGGAACAACCCUGCAAACGCCGGUUGCUACCUUCUAUUGCCCUAGUCGUCGCGCCCCAGCCGCGUACGCCAAUCCUGACUCAGUGUAUGGACCCGGGGCGAACCACAAUACGGCGGACAGCAUCGCCCGGAUGGAUUACGCCGCGAAUCUGGGGCCAGAGAUUCCAGUCAGCGGCUUCGGCCAGACGCCUCCGACAUUCGGUCGUUACACCCAAUGGAAAUCAGGGCCGCAGAACGAAGCCGCUGCGGAAGCCGGCGACGGCUUCUAUACAUUCAAUCCCCUCAAGUACUGCCACGGCAUCUCGUUCCAACGGAGUGAGAUCAACUUCCGUCAGAUCACCGAUGGCACGUCGAAGACGUACAUGGUGGGCGAGAAGAACGUCAACCCGGACUACUACUUGGGCGGCGCCGGCACGGACUUCGGUUUAAAGGACAUUGGCGACGAUCAAGCCGCAUGGGUCAGCGACGACCUCGAUGGUAACCGCAACACCGAACUCCUUCCCCUACCCGAUCAACCCGGAGUGCCGGCGCAGCUGGUCUUCGGCAGCGCCCACCCCGGCGUCUUUCAGAUGUCGUUCUGUGAUGGGUCGGUUGUGAGCAUGUCCUACUCGAUUACCCUUCCAACGACAAAGCACGAAGCUAAGACCUAUCCCAUGCGAUUCUACGAUAAUCUGCCGUGCGGCUUGAUCCUGGCUCUGGCGGCCUUGCACCUCGGCUGCUCUUCUGGCCCGGGCCGUAUCGCGCCGCCUAGCGUCAACGCCGGAGAGGCCGCCGCCUCCGCUGUCGAAGAGUUUGACGCCAAUGGUGACGGCUUACUUCAGCGAGAGGAAGUCCGCGCGUCCCCCGCGCUGGUUCAUGCCCUGGGAGUGUAUGACGCCGACCACAACGGUGAACUGACGGUGGAGGAAGUCCAGGCCGGCAUCAAUCACUGGGCCGCCAGCCGUACCGGAGCGAUGAUGCUUCCCUUUCGGGUGUCACUCGACGGGCGUCCCGUAGCCGACGCCGAGGUGAAGCUCAUACCGGUGAGUUUCUUGGAAGGAUCGAUCCUGCCGAACGUCGGCAAGGCCGACCAAAACGGCGCCGGCAUGUUGGGGCUCGCCCCCGAAGACCGGCCGAGCAACGCCCCCUCUACUCCAUUGGCGACGCCGGGUCUGUAUCGAGUGGAGAUCACCGAUCCGAGCGGCAACGUCCCCUCGCAGUACAACACCGAAUCGACGCUGGGGAUUGAGACUUUCGUCGCUGGGCGGGUCACACGAAUCGAGCAACUCGAACAGCGUACCGUCCUCUCCGGGGUUGGACUCGUCGGGCAGUACUUCCACAACGAGGACUUUACCGGACUCGCCUACGAGCAGACCGAAGCGAUCGACUUCGAUUGGGGCAAUGGCUCGCCAGCGCCGGGAGUCGCUUCCAGCACGUUUAGCGUGCGCUGGACGGGGCAGGUCGAGGCGCUGCAUUCCGAGCAGUACACGUUCUACACGACCAGCAAUCAGGGCGUGCGGCUGUGGGUCGAUGGACAGCUGCUGAUCGACAACUGGGAGCCGCACAACGCCGAGGUCGAUUCGGCGACGAUCACGCUCUCGGCGGGGGAGAAGUACGACAUCCGUCUCGAUUACUACGAACAGUUCGGCGCCGCCGAGAUCCAGCUCGA